Cuscuta campestris is the source of this 2349-nucleotide messenger RNA. Lineage: Eukaryota; Viridiplantae; Streptophyta; Magnoliopsida; Solanales; Convolvulaceae. The record is from the annotation of a GenBank genome assembly.
GUACCAUGCUCACCCCUAAUGUCCGGAACAAUGGUCAGUGUCCUUCUAAAGGAAACAAAGGUAGCGUGCCUGAAGUGGGGAUGAGAGGACUACAGGGAAAAGAAUUGUCAAAAGAAAACAAGAAAAAGGACUACAUAGAAAAACCCGAAACCGAAAGAAGGUAGAAAAAAUGAUAACCUACCUAAUAAGAGGAAGAAAAUGGAUGCGUCUAAGACCUUUGCAUCACAACGGCAGCACGCUUGGCCCGUGCAAGACGAAGAUGGUGUUUACGACCUCACCUUGGGAGGUUCGGAGCAAACGAAGGAUGCGAUGUGGGAUCGUAUCGAGGAGAAGUUCUUCACGGCGAUGAAAAAGGACGGCUCAUACCGAACCCGGGACCAACUCACUUCCAAAUGGAGCCACAUCAACCGUAAAGUCCGAAAGCUUAUCGCAGUUUACGAGGAAUGCUCCCACUCCCGGAGGAGCGGGACGAACGACACCGAUGUUCUCCGGCUUGCCACGGCCCGGUAUCAAGACGACGGGCACCAAGGCAAGGUGCCCAUCGAUCUUUGGAGAAUUUUGAGCCGUUCCCCGAAGUGGAAACAACUCAACAAUCUCGACGGCGGAUCGUUCUGGAAAAGAUCCUCCGUCGACGCCGAGGUUGAGGUCGACGAGACUAUCGGUUCGACCGAUCAAAUCCCUCCCUUCAACGUUGCGGAUUCCGAUGACAAGGACCUCAUUCCACGGCCGAUCGGAAGAAAGAAGGCAAAAUCCAUUGCCUCGGGUUCGGGAGGGUCCGGCUCUGUUUCCGUUUCUUCUCGUGACGAAAUCGGCCGGGAAAUGGGAGCCUUUGUGGAAGGAAGAGAGUUGGUACACAAUGUUCUUCUCUGUCAAGAACUUGCAAGAGGAUACAAUCGAAAGAACAUCUCUCCCAGGUGCUUAAUGAAACUGGAUUUACAAAAAGCAUAUGACAAUAUGAGCUGCAAGGCCAUCAUCCAGAUCCUCACCUUGUUGAAGUUCCCUUCAAAUUUUAUUAACUGGAUAAAAUACUGUGUGACUACUACCUCGUAUUCAAUACAUUUUGCUGGAGAGAAUUUUGGUUAUUUCAGAGGGGGUAAGGGCAUUAGACAAGGAGAUCCAAUUUCUCCUCUACUGUUUGUCAUCAUUAUGGAAUACUUGUCAAGAGCUUUUCUGUGGUUUGCAUCUAAAGAGCAUUUUGGUUAUCAUCCAAUGUGCAAGUCUCUAAAACUCAUCAAUAUUAUCUUUGCUGAUGAUCUUAUAGUAGCCUGUAAAGCAGAUAUAAAAUCCAUCACCUGUAUUAUGAGAGCUUUGCAACAUUUCAGGGAUACCACUGGACUCAAUAUCAAUCAGGGGAAAUCUGAAAUUAUCUUUGGAGGAAUCAAACCUCAGGAGGAAAUCGAGCUACUGCAGUUAACCAAGGUGAGGAAAGGACAACUGCCAUUCACAUAUUUGGGGGGUCCUAUUACCUCAUCUAGAAUCAGUGCUAAGGAUUGUGAAAGGCUUAUUGAGAAAAUGACAACUAAGAUCACUGCCUGGACUUCAAAGAACCUCUCUUACGCAGGCAAAUGCAAACUGAUCAACUCUGUGUUAUAUGAACUGGCCUUCUCCUCUGAUACAUUGGUUGAACCUGUACCAUCACAGAUAGAGCACUCUUCAUUUCCUGAUGAAUGUGGUUUGGGGCUGCUGCCAGAACUGUUUUGUGAUGGUGAUCCUCUUGAAACCAGAGAACCCUUACCAGAUUUAGUGGGCAUUGGCUUUUUAGCAAGGUAUUCUUCCGCGUAUUUGGAUGACACAGUUGGUUUCCUACGAGACAUUCUUUUCAUUGAUUGCUCUACCCCAGUGCUGCGCCUUUGCAAGGACUUUCCACGGGUACCUGAAGUCCCCUCUCCUGCCCUCUUUUUCUUGAAAUCACUUCUCAUCUUCUUCACCAUAGGUUCAUCCACGUGCAUCUCGAUUUCUGUUUCAUCCUCCAAAUCAGGAAUCCCCUCCCUCGUCCUCACUUCAGCCGAAUCCGGGCUACAAUUAGCUGACCCAUAUGCAUGGCUUCCAUAACCCAUGUAACUCGAGAUCCCUUGGUCAAUUCCAUCAAACGGAUUCAGGAAGUCCCAAACGGAGGUCGUUGAAGAAGGAGGUGGUGGGACAUCCUCUGGAGGGCUGGGCUUCUUAGCCUGGUUCCUAUUCUCUCAGAUGGACCUAGAGGCGGAUAUCCAAAGAAAUCCUCUCCAUUCUGAUAAUGGGAGCUCCAAUACUCAUUGGAAUAUCCAAUCGAAUCAGGCAGCUCCAGUCUGGCGAAUUACAGUUUUCAUCUCAGGGGUAUGUCUCUUCAUGUAAUAAGCAUGUGUAUCGGAA